UCGUUGCGGUUAUUUUUUUUGUAAAUAAUACCGUAGAAUAAUGUGUAAUAACUUUAAUAUAUUUUUAAAUUAACUCUACAGUAAUAUGCUAAUUAAGAGGGUUUUAAUAACCUGUGGUUUAGCAACUGGUCUUACUUUCUCAGUUUAUUCAAUUUUUAUGAAAUUCCGUGGUCUGUGGUGUAGAGGUCACGCGGAUCAAGUUCAAAAUAAGGCGCAAAAAGUGUCGGAAAAAAAUAAAAUGUUGAAAUCUAGUAGAACGGCAAAACCACUUCGUAUGUGGAUAGAUGGAAAAUGUUUCAAUAUAAGAAAAUUUAAGAGGAAUACAAAGAAGACAAGUCAGCGAACUAUUAUUCACGCUGAUUUUAAAAAUCAAACUGUGUCGAAGGAAGUCGAUAUUGUUGAUGUUGAAUAUAAAAAUGAAAUAGAUAUUGUAACGGACGACAAUGGGAAAGUAUCUCUUAGUUUUCACUUGCCAUCUAUAUAUUACAUAAAGUUACAUCAGUUUACUGAGUUUGACAUAAAACAUUUGUCCGAUAAAACUCAAACAAAUAUUUCGUGGCCAAGGCAUGGACAAAACGGUAAAUUAUCUAUCAACGGCCACGACAAGAAGAACAUCGAAGACGCAGUGAAUGAAAUUCAUUCAGUAAUCGGAGCUAUUAGAGAACAACUUACUGCCGCCCAAUUCAUAUCAAUUCCUAUAUUAAGUAAAGAAGUUCAAACAAAUUUUGAGAAAUUCAAGGCUGAAAUACUGAAUGGAGAAGAAAUAAAAGGGAUGCACGAGUCUAUUUUUCAGAGUCCUCUGAAGUUGCAUCUAACAAUAAUUGUUUUUGCUCUUUCGGAUGAAAGAGAGAAAGCAGAAGCAGUGAAAGCUUUGGAAGAAUACAAAGACACGGUUUUGUGUCCACUGUUGGAAAAAACGGGACCCCUGAGACUACGUGUGGAAGGAAUUGACUGCAUGCAAAGUAAUUAUAAAAAAACAGACGUGCUGUUUGCAAACGUAAAGAUAAUCAAUGAAACAGAUGAAGGGAAUUUGCAAAAAAUAGCGAACGACAUCGCCAACCACUUCUAUGAAAAAGGGUUGGUGUUGAGACAUACGGAAAACGUCAAACUGCACAUGACAUUGAUAAAUACAAAGUACAGGAAAAGUCCAGACAAUCCGAGUCCUAGUCGUAAGAGGUGGGUCAAAAGGGAGAGUUUUGACGCCUCUCUAAUAAUGCAGAAGUACAAAGAUUUCGUGUUCGGUGAAUGCGAUUUGGACAGCAUUCACCUCUCUCUGAUCUCAACUAAGGGAGAAGACGGUUUCUACAAACCGCUGUCCAUUAUUAAAAUAUAAAGCAAUAUCGUUUUGUGAUUUUAGAAAGUGUGAAAUUUUAUCGUAAAUUUGUGAAAUAUAUUUCUUAUUUUAUUCCA
This is a messenger RNA of Anoplophora glabripennis (Asian longhorned beetle), 1410 nucleotides long. RefSeq names its product activating signal cointegrator 1 complex subunit 1-like. The record is from RefSeq and is a predicted model, not a curated record. The coding region runs from base 86 to 1333 and encodes 415 amino acids. Lineage: Eukaryota; Metazoa; Arthropoda; Insecta; Coleoptera; Cerambycidae. The transcript is spliced from 6 exons. Gene Ontology annotation, biological process: DNA alkylation repair; regulation of DNA-templated transcription. Gene Ontology annotation, cellular component: nucleus.